Prosopis cineraria is the source of this 2287-nucleotide messenger RNA. RefSeq names its product peptide-N4-(N-acetyl-beta-glucosaminyl)asparagine amidase A-like. Lineage: Eukaryota; Viridiplantae; Streptophyta; Magnoliopsida; Fabales; Fabaceae. The record is from RefSeq and is a predicted model, not a curated record. Gene Ontology annotation, cellular component: vacuole.
UCACCCAUCAUUCAGCCGGAGUCUCACCCUUACCUGCCCAACACUUGGUCUAUCAAGCUUAAUCCCUCUUCUCUAGCGAUUGGGUCACUUCGAAUAUACUUAUUAUUACUUUAUUAGUCUCACAUUACAACAUUAGCAUCCCUCCCAUCACAGUAAGCUAGUCAUGGAUUUUUCUGUUUUCCGUUUCCUCCUUUUCAGCCUCUUCAUCUUCCUUUUCCAGCCUCUCAUUUCCUCAGCAAAUCUUCACGAGUUAAAACAACUUAGAUCAGAUCUUUUUUAUCAAUCCGCUUCUCUCGACGACGCCCCACUCACGAAGUACUUUGAGGUUACCAAACCCAUCAAACUCCCACGCACAAAACCCUGUUCGUACCACACUCUUCACCAUGACUUUGGCUAUACCUACGGUAAACCUCCUGUUCUUGUGGAGUAUGUCCCUCCCUCGCAUUGCCCAUCUCACAACUUCUCAAAAAUUGUCCUUGAGUGGAAAGCGACUUGCAAAGGAAGACAAUUUGAUCGCAUCUUUGGAGUGUGGCUUGGUGGGGUUGAGCUUCUCCGGAGCUGCACGGCGGAGCCUAGGGCUUCCGGGAUUGUUUGGAGUGUUGAGAAAGACAUUACAAGGUACUAUUCGUUGCUAAUGAAGGACCAAACUCUUGCUGUUUAUUUAGGUAAUCUUGUAGACAGUACUUACACAGGGGUUUACCAUGUUGAUAUCUUCAUUCAUUUUUAUCCUGCUGAAAUGACAUUCGGUGAUCAUGAAUCCACUCCUGGAAGUUUAGCAUUUAGGAAUGGUUUCCCAGCGAAUCUGAUUUUACCCAUCUCUCGAAAUCUUCCAUCAAAUGAUGGGCUGUGGUUUGAAAUCGUAAAUUCCACUGAUACGGCAACAAAGGAAUUCAAAAUUCCUCAGAAUGCUUAUAGGGCUGUAUUAGAGGUCUAUCUUUCAUUUCAUGAGAAUGAUGAGUUUUGGUAUACUAAUCUGCCAGAUGAAUACCUUGCUGCUAACAACCUUACUGAUACACCUGGAAAUGGGCCAUUUAGGGAGGUUGUGGUUACUCUUGAUGGUGAGGUUGUUGGGGUAAUUUGGCCUUUUACUGUGAUAUAUACAGGAGGGGUCAAUCCCCUUUUGUGGAGACCUAUCACUGGCAUUGGAUCAUUUGAUCUUCCCUCUUACGACAUCGAAAUUACACCUUUUCUGGGGGAAAUAUUAGAUGGACAUACACAUUCACUCGGUUUUAGUGUAACCAAUGCCUUGAAUGUGUGGUAUAUAGAUGCUAAUUUACAUCUUUGGUUGGAUGAAAAGAGUGAUAGAACAGAAGGGCGGCUUUCAAAUUACAUUGGCAAGCCUCUGGUUGAAUCCCAGGUAUCAGACUUUGUAGGUUUAAAUGGAACAUUUUGGACAAGGGCAAGGAGGUCCAUUUUGUCAACCGGAUGGGUGAAAUCCUCCCAUGGUAAUAUCACAACCAGUUUUGCUCAAGACUUGAGUUACAACAAUACAAUGGUGAUGGGGAAUGGUGGGAAUAUGCAAAUUGUGAGACAAAUCAUCCUUUUCAAUGACACUGUUCAUAUAGAGCUGCCAUCCUCUAUUCAUCAUUCGAUCAUUGAAACAAACAGGAACUUUUCCCUACACCUGUACACAAGUGGUGAUCAAGCAAACGGAACUUAUUUAUCUGUUUCUAAUUUAACAUUGGGAUUUGAUGAGAUCAAGUCUAAGAGUUCAGAGUUUGGAUUUUCAAGAAGCUCACUAAAAAAUGUGCAAAAUGGUCAGGGUGUUAUGGUUGUUAAAAAUAAUUUGGUCAUUAGUGGACUGGGUAGUACACAACAAGAUUAUAACUAUAAAAGCAAUAAAUUUUGUUAUUUUAGGAAUGUAAGCAGUUCAGAUUACACUAUUCUCUAUGAUAUCGCUGGAGAUUCAUGCCAUAGAAGAGGUCGCCCCUAUUUUGCUUUGAACAAAGUUAUCUUUUCCGUUUAAGGGGACUUUCUCGUCAGGUAAGAACAGAAUGGUGUAGAUCACUAGAUUGUAAGCUUUAUUUCACAAGUGUUUUGAACAAGGGCUUCCCUUUGAUUCUUCAGUGUAAUUGUAAUAAUAAGAUUUUGUUGUUAUCUCUCAAAAUUGCUCAAAAUUGAAGGAACAAGGGAAAAAUAAGGCCUUGUAAACUGUAAUCAAACGUGAAAGAUUUGUGUAGUGUUGAAUGCUUUGAGGAAUUUGUGUUGAUUUGUUAAAUUCAAGUUUGUCAGACAUCGUUGAUGUAUUUCCUUCCUGUUGUGUGAAGAGUUUUGAAAUUGCUGGCUA